This is a messenger RNA of Zasmidium cellare ATCC 36951, 2223 nucleotides long. RefSeq names its product glycoside hydrolase family 3 protein. Bases 1 to 2223 code for a protein of 740 amino acids. The transcript is spliced from 2 exons. Lineage: Eukaryota; Fungi; Ascomycota; Dothideomycetes; Mycosphaerellales; Mycosphaerellaceae. Gene Ontology annotation, molecular function: beta-glucosidase activity. The record is from RefSeq and is a predicted model, not a curated record. Gene Ontology annotation, biological process: glucan catabolic process.
AUGUCACAUAACAACGACGUUGAAUCACUCACCGAAACACCCCCCUUCACCUUCAACGACGCAGUGCAAAGCAUCCGCAGUGGCGCCUCUGUGGAAAGCGCAACAACCCGCCUCCAAGCCCAACUAACCCCGCAAGAACGCCUCGCCCUCCUCGAUGGCGACAUCGACUUCUUCACGGGCAUCGCGGCCAUGAUGGAGCACGGCUACAACGUAACGCCCUACACCCACGGCUGCAUCCCCCGGCUCGCCAUCACAGGAACUCGCUUCACCGACGGUCCGCGAGGCUGCGUGAUGGGGGCAUCCACCGCCUUGACCGUCGCGAUGGCGCGCGGAGCGACGUGGGAUACUGGUCUCGAGGAGAAAGUCGGGAGGGCGAUUGGCCUGGAAGCGCGAGCGCAGGGCGCGAACUACUUCGGAGGCGUGUGCGUGAAUCUACCUCGCCAUCCGGCUUGGGGACGCAUCCAGGAGACGUACGGCGAGGAGCCUUUACAGCUGGGAUCGUUCGGCGCGGCGCUGACGAAGGGCGUGCAGGAGAAUGUGAUGGCGUGCGUGAAGCACUACGCUCUGAAUUCGAUCGAGAACGCUAGGUUCCAGGUCGACGUGCGGAUCGACGAGGGCGUGCUGCGGGAGACGUAUCUGGCGCAUUUCCGGCAGAUUGUCGAGGCGGGCGUGGCGAGUGUGAUGGCGUCGUAUAAUUCUGUGAAUGACGAGUGGGCGGGUCAGAAUGGGCAUUUGCUGUUGGAGGUUUUGAGGGAGGAGUGGGGGUUUGAGGGGUUUGGAUGGGGGGCGCUUUCGGUCAAGAAUGGUGUGGAUAUUGAGGCGCCGUUUCGCAAUUUGAGGAGUCGGUCGAUACCGCAGGCUCUGGAGGAUGGGCGGUUGGCUUGGUCUGAUGUUGAUCGGGCGGGUAAGGCUAUAUUGCAGACACACCUGAAGUUCCUUGCAUCUCGCAACUCUCCGGAGCCUUCGAUGGAUGUGGUCUUCUCUCUGGAACAUCGACGGCUAGCCCGCGAGGUUGCGAACCGGUCCAUUGUGCUUUUGAAGAAUGAAGGAAACCGGCCUGUCUUGCCGCUGGACCAGUCGAAGCUUGAGAGCCUUGCCAUCGUUGGACGAUUAGCAGACACGCCGAAUACUGGGGAUAAAGGCUCUUCUGCUGUUCGUUCGCCGGAAGUCAGUACACCCUACCAGGGGUUCAAAGCCGCGCUUCCAAAGACAGCAAUGGCCCUUGACACCUCUGAUGAGGUUGAGAAAGCAGUCGAAGUCGCCUCCCAUGCAGACGCGGCCAUCGUUAUCGUCGGAUACGACUACAGGGACGAAGGUGAAUACAUCAUGCCGAGCAUAGAAUCCAAUCCAGAGCUUGUGAAGCUCUUACCGCCACCUGAUGAUUCACCAGCUGCUCGGAGGGCACUUGAACUCCGCCAACUCCGCGAGUCCACCAAGGAAAAGGAACUUGGAGAAGGGGCCACGGGUAUGGGCAAGGGAGGCGAUCGCGAGAGCUUCCGUCUACGGCCUCGAGAUGUGGAGAUCAUCCAGGCCGUAGCCAAGGUGAACCGCAAGGUCAUCGUCUGCGUGAUCGCCGCCGGUGCGGUGCUGAUGGAUGAAUGGAAGAAUGAUGUACGAGCUAUCCUGAUCGGCUGGUACUCUGGUUGCGAGGGAGGCCAUGCCCUGGCUGAUGUGGUCCUGGGACGGACGAAUGUCAGUGGAAGGCUUCCAUUCUCGAUCCCUUCGUCGGAGGAGUAUCUUCCCUUCUUUGACCGCGAUGCCAAAAGUAUCACCUACGACGAGUGGCAUGGCCAGCGUCUUCUCGAUCGACUGCAGGUACCGGCCGCUUUCCCGUUGGGCUACCGGAUGAGCUAUACCAUGUUCCGACUGCAUCGGGCUUCCAUCAGUGGUGGAGCCACCGUGGAGACACCAGUGAUAACCGCAAUCGUGUCGAAUACCGGAUCCCGGCGUGGCAGAUAUGUCAUUCAAGUCUAUGGGUCAUGUCCCGCACCCAGCAACCCUGCUCCACGAGUCCUGAUUGGAUUCUCAACCCUCGAUCUCGAGGCGAAGAGUGAGCCAACACCGGCACGGGUCGAGCUCUCGUUGAGAGGCAUCCAGCGUUGGCGAAACGGUGCUUUUUUAUUCCCCGGUCCAAUAGCUAGCAUCGAAGUCGGCGCCUACGCAGGGGAUCCUGAGAGAGCUGUGCUUCAGCAUCAUGUAGGUGACCCGAUGGCGAAGAUUUGA